AUGAAAAAGCUCUACAACAAGAAAGGCGCAGUCCACCCAUCUCCAUCGCCAGCCCCCGCAGCCAUUCUCACCCUAACCACAGCCCUCUGCGACGAAGACAAGCAGGUCCUGGCCUACCUCAUCUCUCCUGCACCACCAACAACAACAACAACAACUCAGGCAGCAACAUCUGUGGUAUUUUUGGGCAUUGGUCCCCAAACCAAUUUCAUAAAACCAUCAUUACAUAUCAAAUGUGUAUGGCCAAAACUAGACUAG
This is a messenger RNA of Prunus armeniaca (apricot), 255 nucleotides long. NCBI's taxonomy places the organism in Eukaryota, Viridiplantae, Streptophyta, Magnoliopsida, Rosales, Rosaceae. The record is from the annotation of a GenBank genome assembly.